Pseudovirgaria hyperparasitica is the source of this 890-nucleotide messenger RNA. Its product is annotated as putative PaaI_thioesterase family protein. Bases 21 to 509 code for a protein of 162 amino acids. Gene Ontology annotation, molecular function: fatty acyl-CoA hydrolase activity. The record is from RefSeq and is a predicted model, not a curated record. The transcript is spliced from 10 exons. Lineage: Eukaryota; Fungi; Ascomycota; Dothideomycetes; Acrospermales; Acrospermaceae.
AUCUUUACAAAAAGCUAGCCAUGGCAUCUCUGAAGUUUGUUCGCUCGGUAUGGGAAUCGUUCAGGGCGAAUUCCGGACUUGAACCAAGGCUUCUUGAUGAGCUGAAAAUAAUCUCUGCCGUUCCUGGUUGCGUGAACUUUGAACUUCCGAUUCAGAAGCAACACACCAAUAGGCUAAACAUCCUGCAUGGUGGAACCAUAGCAAGCAUGGUUGAUUUGGGUGGCUCCUUGGCUGUAGCGUCGAAGGGGCUAUUCUCAACUGGCGUAUCGACAGACCUGAACGUUACGUACAUCAAGUCGGGGGGCAAGAUCGGAGACACCAUCAGAGCGGAAGCCACAUGUGACAAAUUCGGAAAGACUCUAGCAUUUACAUCGAUCCGCUUUACAAACGCACAAGACGAGCUGGUCGCUCGUGGAAGCCAUACUAAGUAUAUCGCACCAGCUUGGAAAGACCCAAAAAACAUUACAGACGAACUUGCGCCCAAGCCAGAAGAAACACCUGGUCAGUGAACGCCUCACACGAGGCAAUUCAUACGUCGGAGUGUAGUACAGUAUUGUCCUAAGACUCCACUAAUCAUGACUUGGUUUAUAAUUUAGACAUCGAUAAGCAAUGUCGAGUACUUACAUACAUAACUGGGUAUCUAAGGACCCAUGUUCGUCCACUCCUUCUCUUUCGCUCACUACCUAUUCCAAUGCCCAUUCCUUCUGCUUGCCUAUACGCAGUCGCCCAACCAUGCAAUGGUAUUCCUACAUUGAUGAUCAAAUUGUGCUUGACCCUCCUUUUGCCCUUGAUUUAGGCUCGCAGUAUCUUCCAAGAAAGUAUUCGCCACACUAACGCCUCCGCCGCCGAUGUCUUGGCUCAGGUGAAACGCAAAAAGAUCUAGUGUUUUU